CCACAGCUCAUUCGAACCAGAAAAAAGGAAGAAAAAGAACAAAGAAAACAUCAAUCAUCUCUCUACUCCCCCCACUCUCUCUCUCUGCGUCGGUCUCCGUUUCCCUUUACUUUCCCCAGAUCCGAUGAAACCAAAAAAGACAUCCCCAAAACCCCAAUUUUAAACACCCCCAGCCCACUCCCAUAUGGAUUAUUGUUAUUCCCUAUUCAUACUUUUCUGAUUUAUAUAAGAAAUACCCAUCUUUAUCUCUCUUUUUUUCUUGCUCCCUCAUUUCAUUUCCCAAAAUUUGACCUUUACCAUUUCGCAUUUCCAAUUCCCUAACCCUAGAGGAGAAGGGGGGAAAAGAAGGUAGAGAAAAUGGCGACGAGAGGGAGUAGAUCAGAAAAGGUGAAGAGGAUUUUCCAGCAAUUCGACACGAACCGAGAUGGGGGUCUUAAUAGAGAUGAAAUGGCAGCGUUAGUCGUCGCUGUUAACCCCAGAGUCAAGUUUAGCGACGAACAAAUUAACGCCAUUCUCGACGAAGUAUUUCGAACCUAUGGGGAGUUCAUUGACGGCGAAAAGGGGUUAACUUAUGACGGUUUGUUGAGAACUUACGACGACGGAGCUGGUGACGUGGACCGUGACUUCGACGCGCUGGGGCUCGAGCUCAAUUUCGACGAAAACAAAGGCGCAUCUAUCGUGUCCGAAGCAUCGUCGUCGUCGAUUGCGGAUGAGAGAGUAAUAGAGUCGCAGAAGAAUCAACGGACGGCGGCGUGGGCAGUGUCGCCGCAUCACGGGAUAGUUUUCGACGACACGUGGAAGCUCGUUGAUGAUUUGGAGAUUUUGCUCAAGAGGUUGAAAGCAAAGCAAGCGAAAGACGCGAAAUUUAGAAAUGAUAAUUUUGAUGCGUAUUCAGAUGCCGGGUGGUCAAGGGAAUUAGGAGCCUCUGCAGAGCUUUCAGAGAAAAGGGUAUAUUGGGAAGAAUCAGGGCCUGAUUAUGCACUUUUUGUUAAAGAAUUGGGAGCUUUAAGGAGUAGAGCUGAUGGCGCAAGGUCAAGAGAAGAAGCAUUUGAUGGACACAUGGCAAUUGGGAGGGUCUUAUAUGAGCACCAGUUGUUUAAAGAAGCUUUGAUAUGUUUCAAAAGGUCUUGCGAAUUACAGCCAAUGGAUGUCAGGCCACAUUUCAGAGCCGGGAAUUGUUUGUAUGUGUUAGGGAAGUCCAAAGAAGCUAAAGAAGAGUUUCUGUUGGCUUUGGAAUCAGCUGAGGCUGGUGGGAACCAAUGGGGUUACUUGCUUCCUCAAAUUUAUGUCAAUCUUGGGAUUGCUCUUGAAGGAGAAGGUAUGGUUUUAAGUGCUUGUGAGUAUUAUAGGGAAGCUGCUAUUCUUUGCCCUACUCAUUAUAGAGCUUUGAAACUUUUGGGUAGUGCUCUUUUCGGGGUGGGGGAGUAUAGGGCAGCUGUAAAGGCUUUAGAAGAGGCUAUUUUUAUGAAACCAGAUUAUGCUGAUGCACAUUGUGAUUUAGCCUCAGCUUUGCAUGGUAUGGGUGAGGAUGAGAGGGCAAUUGAAGUUUUCCAGAAAGCUAUUGAUUUGAAACCAGGUCAUGUUGACGCUCUAUACAAUCUAGGUGGGCUUUAUAUGGACUUGGGUAGGUUUCAGAGAGCUUCUGAGAUGUACACUAGGGUUUUAGCUGUGUGGCCGAAUCAUUGGCGGGCACAGCUCAAUAAGGCUGUAUCCUUGUUGGGGGCCGGAGAAACUGAAGAAGCUAAGAAAGCUUUGAAGGAGGCCUUAAAAAUGACAAAUAGGGUUGAGUUACAUGAUGCCAUAUACCAUCUGAAGCAGCUACAGAAGAAGAAAGUCAAGACUAACGGUGGUACCAAUGGGGAGGCGGCUUUUGUAAUAAUGGAUCCCUCAAAAUUCAAGACUCUGGGUGAGAAGACUACAUUGAGGCAGGAUUUAGGAAAUGCUCUUCAAAUUAGGGCUUUCCAGAGACUUACUAGAUUGAACCGAUGUGAAGUGGAUCUUUUGAAGAAAGAAAUGAAUGAAACUGAUGUACCAGUCUCCUAUUCCGGUAGCGGUGGUCCUCAGAAAUCCAUACGCAAGCCUAAUUUGGAAGAAGUUCUACGCAAAUUACUUAAUUUUCUAAAACCUGAAACCUUCCAAGGAGCUGUCAAAGCUAUAAAUGAGAAAAUCCUCUCAGUCUUGGAUGAAACAGGAUCGGGCAGGGUGGACUUGGGCAUGUUUUAUGCUGUUCUUGCGCCCCUUUGUAGUGGACCUCCAGAUAAGCGAAAAAGGAUCGCCUUUGAUGCACUCUUAUGGCGACCUGUAAAUGAAGGUGGUUCUCAUAUUAGAAAGGUAGAUGCAGUUCAGUACAUCAAAUUGUUGAGGGCUAUAUUUAUCCCUUCUCAUGGAGCUAGUGAAAUGCUGGAAGUUCAUGGAGAAACAGAUACCUCAAUGGUAUCUUUCAAUGAGUUCCUUAUCAUGUUCAAUGAUCCUGAUUGGGGCUUUGGUAUUUUGUCCACUCUCCUGAAGUUAGAAACUGGAGAUAGGAAUCGUCAUGAACGCCAUGUCUGCUCAGUUUGCCGUUACCCAAUUAUCGGUUCUCGCUUUAAAGAAGUAAAGUCUCAUUUUAGUCUUUGUAAUCAAUGCUACAGUGAGGGUAAGGUUCCCCCUAACUUUAAACAAGAUGAAUAUAAAUUCAAGGAGUAUGGGAAGGAAGCUGAAGCAAUAAAAGAUAAGUGCUUGUGCUUUAAUUUGCAAUCCCGGAAAGAUCCAUAGCUAGUUGGUUUUAAAGUCUUUUGCUAAUCUUGUACCAUUCCAUCGUAUUAUUUUAGGCAUCCCGUGUGCAUUGUGCAAUAUACAGUUCAUCAAUAUGUUCAGUGGCCGUGUCAUGCUCUUGUGUAAUAACCGUUUUCAAGUGAUGGCUCUGAAAUAUCCCUGUUUCGUAAUAGUUGUUGCAGAGCAUUUUUACUCUUCUGUUCUUGGGGGGGAAAAUUUGAGAUGAUGUAUAUUUGAGAUUAUUACACUGUAACUUCUUCUGCUUCUGCUUCCUUUUUUUUCCCUUGGUGGUGUUGAAUUUUCCAGGAGAAUUUUCAAUGGAGAAACAAACGUUAUGUUUCUAUUGGGCAAAAAAGAUGUUAUCCUUUGGGGAUGCAGAGCAUUAAUUCUGCUCAGACUAUUCAGCUGAAGUAGUUGAUAUUAAUUGAUGAAUUGUGAUUAUUGUUUUGCCUACUUGACUCUUGUUGAGUAUCCAUUGUUAAUUUAGAAUAAUCCCAAUUGUCCUUUUAUAUAUGACUACUGAAUACAUCA
Molecule: messenger RNA, 3285 nt
Organism: Gossypium raimondii (Peruvian cotton)
Lineage: Eukaryota; Viridiplantae; Streptophyta; Magnoliopsida; Malvales; Malvaceae
Cellular component (GO): plasma membrane
Molecular function (GO): protein binding; calcium ion binding
Source: RefSeq, a predicted model, not a curated record